AUGGCUCACCCGUUUGUCUCCAACUCAAACAUUCUCCAUCGUUCAUUCGCUCGUCAGCCUGACAGAGUCGUUUCUGCCUCAGGCUUAUCUCUCUUUCUUGAGUCUGGCCGUGAAAUCCUUGAUGCUUCAGCCGGACCAGCCGUAUCAUGUCUCGGCUUUGGACGUCCAGAGAUUGCUGAAGUGGUCGCGAACCAGAUGAACCAGCUUCCUUACCUCUACUCUGGCGCACGUUUCACUUGCGACGUGACCGAGGAGCUUGAAUCGAUGCUUCUGCAAGGGCAACCCGGUGGUCUGUCCAAGGCCAUAUUCGUCAACUCUGGAAGCGAAGCCACUGAUGCUGUUAUCAAGCUCGCAACACAAUACUAG
Fusarium proliferatum ET1 is the source of this 366-nucleotide messenger RNA. RefSeq lists its product as uncharacterized. The record is from RefSeq and is a predicted model, not a curated record. The coding region runs from base 1 to 366 and encodes 121 amino acids. The transcript has a single exon. Lineage: Eukaryota; Fungi; Ascomycota; Sordariomycetes; Hypocreales; Nectriaceae. Gene Ontology annotation, cellular component: cytosol. Gene Ontology annotation, molecular function: transaminase activity; pyridoxal phosphate binding.